AUGGUUUUAAAAUCUACAACAGCAGGGAACGUGUCUGUCUACCAGGUCUCGGGUACCAACGUCUCCCGUUCACUUCCUGAUUGGAUUGCCAAAAAGCGUAAGCGUUCUUUAAAACAUGAUCUUGAAUAUCAAAAUCGUAUAGAAUUAAUUCAAGAUUUUGAAUUCUCAGAAGCAUCGAAUAAAAUCAAAGUAUCACCAGAUGGAAAUUUCGCUAUGGCAACAGGAACAUAUAAACCACAGAUUCAUGUUUACGAUUUCGCCAAUCUAUCACUUAAAUUCGAACGUCAUACCGAUUGUGAAAAUGUCGAUUUCUUAAUCCUUUCCGAUGAUUGGACAAAAUCAGUUCAUUUACAAAAUGAUAGAUCGAUUGAAUUUCAAACUAAGGGAGGUAUUCAUUAUCGUUCGAGGAUACCUAAAUUUGGUAGAUCUUUGGCAUAUAACUCCGUAAAUUGUGAUUUGUUAAUCGGAGCAUCAGGAAAUGAAUUAUAUAGAUUAAAUUUAGAUCAGGGAAGGUUUUUGAAUCCCUAUGUGUUAGAUACUUCCCAAGGGGUGAAUUCAGUGGAUAUAAACUCAGUUCAUGGUUUAAUUUCGGCUGGGUUAGAAGAUGGGACGGUUGAAUUCUGGGAUCCUAGAUCUAAACAACGUGCAGGGAAAUUGUUUGUUAAUGAUCAAUUAAAUGAAAGUAUUGGAGUCACCACAGUUUCGUUCAGAAAUGAUGGGUUAAAUUUUGCAUUAGGAACAAAUGAUGGUAAGACCUUGUUGUACGAUUUACGUACUUCCACGCCAUCGAUUAUUAAAGAUCACGGUUAUGGAUAUGAUAUUAAGAAGAUUUUAUGGUUAGAAGAUUCAAGUUCUUCCGAUAUGAUUCUUUGUUCAGAUAAGAGAAUCGCCAAGAUCUGGGAUCGUAAUACAGGUAAGCCAUUUGCAUCUAUGGAACCAACUGUUGACAUUAAUGAUAUUUGUCAUAUUCCUGGUUCUGGGAUGUUUUUCAUGGCUAAUGAAGGUAUACCGAUGCAUACAUAUUAUAUUCCUAAUUUGGGUCCAGCUCCAACAUGGUGUUCAUUCUUGGAUAAUGUUACUGAAGAAUUGGAAGAAAAACCAUCCGAUACAAUUUAUUCAAACUAUAGAUUCAUUACUCGUGAUGAAGUCAAGAAAUUGAACUUAUCUCAUCUUGUGGGAUCAAAAGUAUUACGGUCAUACAUGCAUGGUUUCUUCAUCGAUACUGAGUUAUAUGAAAAAGUUAACCUUAUUGCCAAUCCAAACUCAUUACGUGAUCAACGACAACGUGAAAUUAGGAAGAAACUUGAACAAGAACGAGAAUCAAGAAUUAGAACUACCGGUGCAGUCAAGGCUACAAAGAUUAAGGUCAAUAAAGAUUUGGCAAGUAGAUUGGAAGCUAAGGUUGGUUCAAAUGUCGCUGAAAGUGUUAUUAACGAUGAAAGAUUCAAGGAAAUGUUCGAGAAUCCUGAUUUUGCAGUUGAUGAAGAAUCUCAUGAAUAUAAACAAUUGAACCCAGUCAAGGCAACCAAAGAUAUAACGACAACUGGAAGAUCCAGAGGAUUAACUGCAGCUGAAGAAUCGGAUGAAGAAAGAUUAAAUGGUGUUGAAGAGGAAAGUGAAGAAAGUGAGGAGAGUGAAAGCGAAGAAAGCGAAGAUGAAGAAGUCAAAGAAGCUAAUCGUGCCAAGGUUGAAAAGGAAUUAGCCAGACUUCGUAAGAAGAAAGAAGAUAAUAAACGAUUCCUUAAUGAAAUGAAAGCUCUUUCUGCUGAAGGUCCAAAGCAAUCAUCUAAAGCAACUGAAACUUUUGGUUCUCAAGUUGAAAGGAUUAAUAAAGUCACUAAGAAACCAGUUGAUGAUUCCAGAUUGCGUCGUCAUGCUCGUGGUGAAGCUGAAUUAACAUUUGUUCCUAAAAAGAAGGAAAGAAAAGUCACAUUCAAGCAAGAUAAUUAUGAUGUUGAAGAUGAUGAAGAAAAACAGAACAAUCGUGGAAGAACCAAACAAAGAUUUGAAGGUCGUAGAAUUGCUUCAAAGAAUAAGUUUAGAGGUAUGUAG
This is a messenger RNA of Hemisphaericaspora subhashii, 2052 nucleotides long. RefSeq names its product ribosome biosynthesis protein (gene ENP2). Gene Ontology annotation, biological process: maturation of SSU-rRNA from tricistronic rRNA transcript (SSU-rRNA, 5.8S rRNA, LSU-rRNA). The transcript has a single exon. Gene Ontology annotation, cellular component: 90S preribosome; nucleus; small-subunit processome. Gene Ontology annotation, molecular function: protein binding. The record is from RefSeq and is a predicted model, not a curated record. Lineage: Eukaryota; Fungi; Ascomycota; Pichiomycetes; Serinales; Debaryomycetaceae. Bases 1 to 2052 code for a protein of 683 amino acids.